AUGGCAUCUCACCUUAGAUCCGCAAGUGUGCCUUCUAGCCCUCGCUCCUGCGAGACCAAUGUCGAAGAAAAGCUUCAGAGUCUUAACACAUUUACCUCUUCAACCAUCGAGACAGUAUGCGAUGGGUUGAGGAAGCUUGGAGACAUCUACAACCGCAUCGAAGAGCUGGCAUCUUUGCCCAGCAGCCAAGUUCUCCUUUGCAAGCCGCAGCAGAGGAUUGCCGUGGAGCAAGAGCUCGAGCGCUCCCUUGUUUUGCUCGACCUCUGCGACGCGGUGCAAGUGAGCUUCUCUGAGCUCAAAGAAACUGUCCAGGACAUGCGGUUGGCCAUCAAGAGAGGAGAUGAUACGACUCUUCAGGCCAACAUUAUUUCUUGGUUCUGCCUGGCCAAGAAAGCCCAAAAGCAGCUCAAGAAGAUCUGCAAGAAGUCCUCUUCCACUGACCAAGAGAGCUGCAGAGUGGUCAAGUUGUUGGCUGAAGCUAGAGAAACCGCGGUCAAAAUGAUUGAGUCCUCAUCGGAUCUCAUGUCAAAGCAAAUUUCGAUGCAAAAUUAUAGCAAGUGGUCUCUUGUAUCCAAAGCGUUCCAGAAGACAAGAGUUACAUGCAAAGAGGAUCAAUUACAGGUGCUGGAGUUGGACAUCGCUGAUCUUGAGAGCGGAGUCGAGACUUUGUUCAGGAGAUUGAUCCAGAGCAGGGUUUCCCUUCUGAAUACUCUGAGCUUGUAGAUUAGUCACAUACCAACUUUGGUACCCUGUGGUUGGCAUCCACCUUUUAGAGGAUUUACUGAUCAUCAUAACAACCUUCCAUGUAUAUAUAAGAGGAAUUGUACAUAUACACUCAAUUGAGAAACAAACACAGUU
This is a messenger RNA of Lolium perenne, 858 nucleotides long. RefSeq lists its product as uncharacterized. The record is from RefSeq and is a predicted model, not a curated record. NCBI's taxonomy places the organism in Eukaryota, Viridiplantae, Streptophyta, Magnoliopsida, Poales, Poaceae. Gene Ontology annotation, biological process: root development; shoot system development.